AUGGCAGUUGCAGCAGCGGGUCCCGUGCUCACAUUCAAUCCCAAGGAGAACGAGUGGGAAGUUUUCUUCAAAAGGUUAGAGCAGUAUUUUAUAGUACACGGGGUCACUGAAGAAGCUGACAAGAGAGCUCAUUUGCUGUAUAGUUUGUCUGAGGAGGCGUAUAUUUUAUUAGAAAAUUUAUGUAUGCCGCAAAAGCCGGAAGAAACCCCAUACCAAGACAUAGUUCAGUUAUUGUCUAACUACUAUGGUAAAACUGCUGUUGUAUGGGUCGAAAGGCAGAAGUUUUAUAGUGCAUCCAAAUCAGGAAAUGAGACGGCACUAGAAUGGAGUGUACGACUUAAAGGUUUAGCUCGCUAUUGCAAUUUUGGUCAGCAGCUUGAGUCCAAGCUAACGGACAUUUUUGUUACGCAGUUCAAUCCUGGGAAGGUGAGAACUGAAUUAUUCAGCCUAAACGAGAACACCACCUUAAAUAACGCUGUUGAAAAGGCCAAAAUUAUUGAAGCAACGCUAGUAAUAAGAGACCCAGUUGGUGAAGUUAAAAGCGAGGUCUUAGAAUCCGAUGUUUUUCGAAUUACACAAAAUAAUUCAAAUGUUGGUGCCACUGGCGAUCAACAUCAAGAUCCUCAACGGUAUCAUAGAGGGACAGCAGUACCUGCAGCGCAGCGGAGCCAAGGAGGCACGCGCAGGAGUGGGGGCAACAGCUCAAACAUGGCGCUGCCACAGCUACAGCCGUUCACAUCGUCUGGUCGCUCUCCGGGCUGUUUCCGCUGCGGGAGGAACCACAACAGUAAUGUACCUACAGGUGUUUUUGACAUGGCUUCUACUUCAUCUGGCAAAAAGCGCACUUAUAAAGAAGCAUUUCUACAAUGGGGUUUCACAAGCAUCGUAGACAAAAAUAUAGAAAAGCCUCAGUGUGUUUUAUGUAAUAAAGUGCUUAAUCCAGAAAGCAUGAAACCGAGCAAAUUAAAAGAACAUUUUGCUAAAGUUCACAAGGAGUUCGCAGAUAAAAAUAUAGAUUUUUUUAAGAAAAAGGAGAGGAUUCUGAAGUCUUCCCGCAUGGAUUCAACAGGCAAUAUACAGAAAGCAAAUGAAUCAUGCCUUCAAGCUUCAUACAAAAUUGCUUAUCGCAUCGCACGUAAUAAAAAACCACACACUAUAGGAGAGGACCUCAUCAAACCUUGCUUGUUAGAUGCAGUAGCACUUGUUAUUGGUGAGCAACAUGUAGCUAAGAUUAAACAAAUCUCACUCUCAAACACUACUAUUCAAAGUCGCAUAUGUGAAAUGAGUGCCGAUAUUCUAGCAACCGUUAUUUCUGAAAUAAAGGAAAGUCAUAUGUUUGCGCUGCAGUUGGACGAGUCCACAGAUGUUGCUUCGUGUUCACAAUUAUUGGUGUUUACACGAUACAUUAAAGAUGAUGAUGUAAAGGAGGAAUAUUUGUUCUGCAAGUCUUUGCCCACUACUACUCGCGGCGAAGACGUAUUUCAAACGCUAAAAGAGUUUAUUGAGGAAAAUGGCCUAGACUGGUUAAAGCUGAUUGGUACUUGUACAGACGGGGCGGGGCGCCUUCCAUGA
This is a messenger RNA of Acanthoscelides obtectus, 1572 nucleotides long. NCBI's taxonomy places the organism in Eukaryota, Metazoa, Arthropoda, Insecta, Coleoptera, Chrysomelidae. The record is from the annotation of a GenBank genome assembly.